Uloborus diversus is the source of this 2729-nucleotide messenger RNA. RefSeq names its product hemicentin-2-like. Bases 77 to 2458 code for a protein of 793 amino acids. The transcript has 14 exons. NCBI's taxonomy places the organism in Eukaryota, Metazoa, Arthropoda, Arachnida, Araneae, Uloboridae. The record is from RefSeq and is a predicted model, not a curated record.
GCGAAGCGGUCCUCUUUUUUGGCGAUGGCAGCAUUCGUGUCCGGGAUCUACUGCAGGUGACCAACUCCCCCCAGCGAUGGUUCCCCCGGCCUUUCCGAGGAUAAUCCCGCUUCUUUGGACUGGCACGGGCUGUCUUUUCGCACUUGGAUACUGUGCUGCCAUAGGCUCUUCGAGGCUCACUGUGGUGGCGGGAGGCCGGGCCGAAUUGCCAUGCGACCUCAACUUGACCUUGGCGUCAUUGGUACUGUGGCACCGGGGUUUCGGCGCAGGAACGCCACUGUACAGCGUGGAUGCGCGGGCUGGCGCGGGGCUGGCCAACGCCCGACACUUCUCAGCGCCCUCUCUCGGGGCCCGCGCCCACUUUCAGGAAGGGCGUCUCACCCUCGACCCCGUUCAAGAGAGUGAUGACGGCUCCUACAGGUGCCGGGUUGAAUACAAGCGUUCGCGCACCCAGGUUGCAGACCUCAAACUGCACGUGAUAGUUCCGCCCAAGGAGGCCAUUAUUAUGGACGAGUAUGGCCAGCAUCUACAUGGUAUAAUUGGACCCUACAACGAGGGUUUUCCCCUGGCGCUUGCUUGUGAAGGCGAAGGCGGCAAUCCCUCCCCGGCGGUACGUUGGUGGCGUGACGCUGAACUGCUAGACGACUCGUUUUAUAUUACCCCUCAAGGCUUCGCACGCAACGAGUUACUUUUGCCAAGUCUUCGUCGUACUGAUUUACUCUCUCGACUUACCUGCCAAGUCUCCAACUCUAACCUCUCUGCUCCGGUGACUAGCUCCGUUGUGAUCGACAUGAACCUGAAGCCGACUGAGGUGCAAAUCACAAGCCUAUUCCGGCCACUGUCUUUGGGUCGGCCGACAGAGAUCGUGUGCAUGGCAAGAGGGGCACGACCCCCGGCUCAAAUCUCGUGGUGGUUGGAUGGCGAGAAGCUCAUUUCUCGGGUCACCGAAAGCAGCUCUCGAGACGAGAAUCUGACCGUGAGCAGCCUUCUAUUCAGUCCGGGGAAGCACGACAACCAACGGAAUCUUUCUUGCAGGGGGGAUAAUCCGCAGAUUCCAGAUAGCGUGCUCGAAGACUCGUGGCUUCUCGAUAUCCAUUUUCCUCCUCAAUUAACGGUCAAGGUGGAUAAGAAAAUUCCUGUAGUUGAAGGGACGUCGAUCAGCUUUACAUGUGUGGUACAGGCAAAUCCGGCCGUAGCGGAGCAUGAGUGGCUAAAAGAUGGUAAUCAGCUUGUGGAGAACAUUCAAAACCAAACUCUCAUUAUUACAGACGUACAACCAGAGCACAAAGGAUCGUACCAGUGCGCUGCCAUCAACAACGAAGGAAGGACGAUUAGUUCUGCCCUCGAGCUCAAAGUCCAUUAUGCGCCACGAUGCCAAUCUGUGAGAAGUAGCGUGUUUGGAGUUGGCCGCAGCGAAUCUGUCUCGGUUUCAUGUGAGGUGGAUGCUGAACCUAAACCUCUCGCCUUUUCUUGGGCUCUAGAGGGUGCCACCCCUUUAGCCCAAUCCCACUUCAGUAGCGAGGGAAGCCGUAGCGUGGCCACCCUAUCUCCACGGACGCCCAAUGAUUAUGGUCUCCUCAUGUGCUGGGCGGCCAAUGCCAUUGGUAGGCAGAGGGAGCCCUGCACUUUUCGGAUCGUGCCUGCAGGUCCCCCCGAGGAGCCGAGAGAGUGUGAAGUUGGCAACCGUUCCAAUAGCUGUAUCUCCGUGUACUGUGAGGGCGGUCCAGAUGGGGGCCUUGAGCAAGUCUUUCAACUCGAGGUGUAUGGUACUGUCUCGGAUCGAAUGUUGAUGAACGUUAGCGCUCGUGCCACCCCCAUCUUCCGUGUGUGUUCCCUUCCCCGGGAAGAGUCCCUUCUGAUGCUUGUCUACGCCAUCAAUACCAAAGGAAGAAGCAAACUGGUUACCGUCCACGUAGACGCCUCGGAUAAAAAAGACGAUGCCGACUCCGGAACUGCAUCUGUCAUUUUUGGGAUGCUUGUGGGAGCUAUGCUUGCCUUAAUCUUGAUAGGAAUGAUCGUCGCAUUUGCUGUGCGCAUUCGCUCAACAGGACUUGAAAAAGGAAGAAAAUCUCAUUCUGAUGCCUCUAAGAAGAGUUCUAAUUCACUUAAAGAAUGCAAAGAGCCCUGCGUUGCUAGCAGUCUAGGGCCUGACAUCAUACCAGAAAAAAGUUUCUUUCAAGAGCGUAUGAACUCUCAACCAAAAGUCAUCGAGAUGGAAGAAGGAGUUAAUCCAGCUUCAGCCAUCAAUGAUCCGAGGUCGAAAAAGUACCAAACUUCUUUCACAGAUUCAACUCUUCUUACGAGUCCACGCAAGUUGCGACUUCUUCAUGAAAGUGGUGACGAAAAAGUGGAAUCCGGAUUACUAUUAGAAACACCCCUGGUCUCCAGCAUUCCUCCCAUUCUACAGCAAUGGCCAAACCGGAAAAAAGAAGCUCUGCAUUUAUCUACUCCUGUUUGAAGAAAGCAUACACAACAAUAUAUGCGAGCAAAACUCAGGAGGCCUUUCUACGUAGCGGAAAGCUAGUAGACAAGUAUUUUCAAUUCACUUGUGAAAAAUGGAGAUUCCAUACCGGAAAAGAGAUAUUCAGAGCCAAGGAGUCUCUGAAAUUGUUAACAAGCGCUCAAUUUGAAUAGUCAGAGUAUAUAUACUGUCUGGCAGCUGUGGAAGUCUCACCUACGCGCCAAACGUGUUUUUAAAAUGACUUUGAAACAUCAAUAAAGAUCAAAGU